CUAAAUUCUCUUACUCAGACACACAGCGUAAGAACAGUUAGUGAAUAUGUGGAUGCUUUCAAUGCCUACUUGGCGAAGGAUCCGAUGUACAUGAACUCUCUCAAUCUCUUUCUCCACAAGCUCACCUAUAAACCGUUUCCUCUCUCUUUCUUUCUCUCUCUCUCUCUCUCUCUCUCAGACACACCGUGAGUGCAGAAAAAAAACUGCAAAUCUCAUCAAGAAUCUCUGAAAAAAUAAUUCUAGCCCAUGUAGGAUCUUUGUAACAAGAACCCAUCUUGUCCUUCCUUCCUCUGAUUAGCUUCCUCAUCACAAUCGAUCUCUGUCUAUGUCGUCGAAUUCAGAGUUGCAUCUAGUCAAAGAAAAUAAAGAAGAUAUCGAAUUCAAGCUCUUGCAGAGAUCCACUUUAGAAUUUACUGCCUUAUCAGAAAGUUCUAAUGAAAAUGGGAUUAUUCCUCUUCAAUGGCGCAAUCAACAAGAAGAAGAAGAUGACAAAGAUGGAAAUAAUGAGACAGAAGAAGAUGGAGAAGAACGCAAGACUGGAGAUUUUUCAAGGCUGAUAUCUUUAGGAGAAGUGAAGGCAACGGAUGAUGAUGAUGACGAUAAUAAUGGAUUCAAAACUCCAACAAGUUUGGAUCACAAAAUCUCAGCGACCAAACAAUGCCCGCCUGCACCAAGAAAACCCAGGCCUGUAAUACCUGCUAAAAGAAAAGCAUCACCAUCAAAUGUACGAAGAAGUCUACAACUUGAUCUAUCUCGAGAAGUGGAGUCUCUAUUUCCUAGGCCUAUUCUUGCAGAUUUGUAUCAGAAGAUGAAGAAAGCUAGAAGAGAAGACGAUGACACCCUCUGAAUUAAUUAACUUGCACAUUCAUUUGGUAAGAUAAUUACAGAUAUACAUAAAUAUGUAAUAAUUAUGCAAUUGGGCAAAUUAAUUUGUUUUAGUUUUAGUUUUAAUUCUUCUUCUUCUUCUUCUUUGAAAUUACGGAUUGAGAUCUUGAUAGGGGUGGGAUUGGUCUAGCUAGGAUCCUAAUGAUCUUCUUGUAAAGUUAAAGUUGCAAAAGAUUAAAGAUUUAGAAAAAAAGGAAGAUGUGGAAGUGGAGUUCUAACUUUACUACUGCAUCUAAUUAAGACUCUUUUGUACUCAA
Hevea brasiliensis (rubber tree) is the source of this 1142-nucleotide messenger RNA. RefSeq names its product cyclin-dependent protein kinase inhibitor SMR3-like. The transcript has 2 exons. Gene Ontology annotation, biological process: regulation of DNA endoreduplication. Bases 326 to 847 code for a protein of 173 amino acids. The record is from RefSeq and is a predicted model, not a curated record. Lineage: Eukaryota; Viridiplantae; Streptophyta; Magnoliopsida; Malpighiales; Euphorbiaceae.